CAUAGAUGUGUUGGACAUACAAUUUUCAGACAUUUUUCAUUAAGCUUCGGCACUUUUAGUAUUUAAAGUCUAGUCUAAUACACCAAUAUUUCAGAUUUUAAAUUGCAUAACGUACAAAUUGCGGCUCAUAUUCCAAUCAGUUCCAAUUAGAAUCCAGUCUAGUCUUAUCGCAACAAACCAUCGCCCCUUAAUUACAUUCGAGCAAUAAACAUCAACAUUUUCAGUCAACGUAAUCUAAAGUGCAAGCAAUUAUAUAGAGUCCAAAAAAGAGCUAACAAAAUAAAAGUGCUGAAUUCAAGUGAUAACAGGAUCUUGGUGCUACGGUGUCAAGGCGCAGUCAGCAAUCUAAAUAUAUAUACACAUAUACAUCGAAAUGAAGGCCGAUCAACUAAAUCGCUUUGUGCGCACCAAUGGACGCCAGAAUCUUUGGCUGCUGCGCAACACAAACACAAUUUACGAGCAGGCAGUAAAGUCUUACUAUCAACGCAGCAACUCGUUGUUGCCCUACAAUCCGACUUCGCAGGAGCACAAGAAGCGUGAGGAGAAUCGCGCGCCCGUGCGCACCUUGACAUCACAACACGAUCGCAGCUCAUUGCCAGAGUAUCCACGGAAUCACAAGCAGAUGACGGAACAAACGACGGCGGCUAACUCCGGCAAUCUGCUGAGCACAGUGAUGCAGGCAAAUCGUCGACGCUCCAUGUCCUUCACCGGCAGCAGCCUGCGUGAUUACAUCUAUCCCAAUAGCAGGCACAAAGAGAACAUUAGCGACAACAGCAACAACGACAAACUGAAGAAUGGUCAACAACGCGGCACAAGUUUGACACGAACGAACACGAAAACGACAACGGGAACGGGAACGGCAACGGGAACGGCGACAUCGGGCAGCGGCCUCGAUGUGGUUGAGCAACUGGAUUUGGGCAUCCUAAGUGGCCGUUCAAUCAGUUUGCCGCCGCGCUCUUCGCUCGACUUGGGCAACGUUGAUUUGGCGGUGCGCAAGGCGAAGAAGCCGCCCUGCCACAAGCAUCACAUCGAUGCCAUCGAAAAGUCCACCACAGCGGCGGUGGCAGCGCUGGCGCGGCACAGGCAACGCAAGACAACAAGCAUCGACAAGCUGGACAGCGAGCAGCUGAUGACCAUCGAUGAGACACUGAAGCAACGUCUCGCCGUGCGCUUUGAUCGUGAACGUGAACGCGAGAAGCGUCCGGCGGAGCCCAAUGUUGUUGCUGCCCGCAUGUUGUCGGCACGUCCGCCGGCCAAACCAGCUGCAACCUCAACGACAACAACUGCCAACAAGGAGCAGACACGCUUCCAAACCCUCGGCGAACGUAUUCAGCAAUUCGAGUGCAUGCAAUUUGCCAAUGGACCGGCGGCAUUUCAGGCCUUCAGUCGCCGCCAGGGCCAUGGCAAUGGACGCGUCUCGCUGAUGGGCAACAAGCACAUACCGAAGCAGCAGCCAUGCCUGAGUUUUCGCAAUGUGUUGCACACGAAUCACAGGCAGCGUUGCCUGCUCAGUUCCCAGACGCAGACGCGUUCGCAGUCGGUGAGCUCGUCGCUGCCAUUGGCGCCGGCCAAGGCCAAGUCGCGUACGAAAACGCUGAAGCGGUCCCCAGAGCCGACGCUAAUGACCAGCUGGCGACCGCAACAGCAGCAGCAGCAGCAGCAGUUGCAGCCAAGUCCAGCGGCGCCGUCAUCGAUCACACGCUUCAAUCAGGCUAAACUCAAGCGCAGCAAGUCGAGGCGUUACAUCAAGACAGCUGUCAGCAGCAGCAGCGGCAGCAGCAACAGCAGCAGCAGUCAGAGCAGCAACGGCUUCCUUAUCCUAGAUGGUCCACGACACUCCAAGCCGAGCAAGAUGAAGGUCAGGGCCAAGGAACACGCGACUGUUGGUGCCAGCAAUCAUCUUAGUCGCAGCAGCCACAUGCCCUACAUCAAGCACUGCGGCAACAAGUUGACGGAUUCCCCGUCCCCGUCAAAUGCUCCAAAUGGUGGCAAACGUCUCGCCGAGCAGCUGAGGCAGCCUGAGGGUGAACGCAAGGUGUUGCCGCAGCGCAAGAUGAUGGAGGAGCUGCCCAAACAACCGCUGAUGGCCAAGGGGGCGCAUCAUCUGUUGGCGGCCAGUGCAUCGCAGGUCUCGGCCUAUCGGCGUGCGUUCAAGAAUCGCCAGCAAAUCCUGCAGGCGGAACUCUUUCACGUCUAUGCACAUGAUCAGCCGCAACCACUGUUGUCAAGCAAAACGACGAUUAAACCGAAGUCACCGCUGCCAAGACAAGCCAAAUCCGCCCCCCAAACACAAGCCUCAUCUACAAUUCCAAUCACAACAACACCGACAGUCCCAUCUCCAUCUCCAUCCACGAUCUCAACUCCUUCACCAAUUCCAAGCACAUCCCAAUCAAAGCCAAAGAAGGAGGAAGCCAAGGUGACGCCGCCCAAGCCGCUGGUCCAGCACAGUCCGACACCUCCCGAGUCAGUGACAAUGACAGUGAAAAAGACCAAGGUGGCCAAGAAUGCGAGUGCUCCGCACGCGUCGAGCAGCCUGACGACUUUGCCAGAGUUGGCAACCGAGACGAGCUUCAUGGUCAUCGAUGCAAAGCCCAAAUGGUCGCCGGUGCUGCAGCAACAGCAGCUGCAUCAGCAGCUCCGACAGCGUCGCCAGCAGCCCUACGAUAGCCUCUGGCGUUACAAUUAUUGAAUGCCAAGUGAAACAAUGGAAGUGGAACGAAAAUCAGCGAAAUGAAAUGAGAUGGAAUGAGCCACAAAUUAGUAAGCUAAGAGUAAAUGGAAUGAAACGAAAAGGAAUGAAUUGGAAUGGAAUGAAACGAAAUGGAAUGAAACGAAAUGUAUUGAAACGAAGCGGAAUGAAACGUAAUAGAAUGAAACGAAAUGGAAUGAAUCGAAAUUGAAUGAAACGGAAUGGAAUGAAACAAAAUGGAAUGCAACGAAUUGGAAUAAAACAAAAUUAAAUAGAAUGAAACAAAAUGGAAUGCAACGAAUUGGAAUAAAACAAAAUUUAAUGAAGCGAAAUGGAAUGAAACAAAAUUAAAUAAAAUGA
Messenger RNA from Drosophila nasuta, 3049 nucleotides. RefSeq lists its product as uncharacterized. The coding region runs from base 374 to 2689 and encodes 771 amino acids. Lineage: Eukaryota; Metazoa; Arthropoda; Insecta; Diptera; Drosophilidae. The record is from RefSeq and is a predicted model, not a curated record. The transcript has 3 exons.